Eutrema salsugineum is the source of this 1731-nucleotide messenger RNA. RefSeq lists its product as uncharacterized. NCBI's taxonomy places the organism in Eukaryota, Viridiplantae, Streptophyta, Magnoliopsida, Brassicales, Brassicaceae. Gene Ontology annotation, cellular component: Golgi apparatus. The record is from RefSeq and is a predicted model, not a curated record. Gene Ontology annotation, molecular function: acetyltransferase activity. The coding region runs from base 239 to 1345 and encodes 368 amino acids. Gene Ontology annotation, biological process: carbohydrate metabolic process. The transcript has a single exon.
AAGAAGCCUACGGUUGUUCUGUUCUUUUCUAUCUCCUAAGCUCACCAAAUUUUCAGCUUCGCCUUCAACUUUUUUUUUUGUUUUUCUCGAAUCUGAUGGAGUCUCUUCACCAAACCAAUUAGGAACCCUAGCUUUAUUAAUUGAAGAAAAAAAAAUAAUUAAAUUGGAAAAUUCAUGCCAUCGAAUCUGGAUGAAAUCUAGAUGUGUCUGAUUCCGAAAUCUGAGAUCGAAGAGAGAGAUGAUAGGGGCGAUUCAUUUCGGAGUAUUAGCUGCUUGCUUCGUCCUCUUCGUUCCCAUGGCUAUGGCUGGUUGGCAUCUGAGCAGGAACAAGAUGCUCUUCUUUAGUUGCGCUCUGUUCAUUUCCCUCGCGGUUUGUGUUCACCUGACUCCGUAUUUCCCUUCCGUCUCCGACAUCGUAGCCUCCGUCUCGUCUGUUGUUGUCUACGAUCACCGUGUCUCCUGUAUUAACGAGGUGAAUCAGAUUGUCUGGGAUGUUAAGCCGAGACCAAAUCCAGAGUCUGUUCGUAGGAAUAACGGCUCGAAGCUUGAUUAUUUCGACAAGAAUUGGGAUUGGAUGAAAUCUAGGAAAGUUUUGAGUUGUGAGUUUCAGAAAUUGGAUAAAUUCGAUGUCUCGGAGUUGUUGAAUGGAUCAUGGGUUGUUGUUGCUGGUGAUUCUCAGGCGAGAUUCGUGGCUUUGUCGUUGAUGAAUCUUAUGUUGGGUCCGGAUUCAGAAGCUAUGGACUCGGUUAAAAGUGAUCUCUUUAGGAGACAUAGUGAUUACAGCAUCGUGGUUAAGGAGAUUGGGAUGAAACUGGAGUUUGUGUGGGCUCCUUAUGAGAAAGAUUUAGACGAUCUUGUGCUAUCGUAUAAGAAGAAGAACAAGUAUCCAGAUGUUGUGAUAAUGGGAAGUGGGUUAUGGCAUAUGCUUCAUGUGAACAAUGCUUCUGAUUUCGGCUAUCGGUUGAAGCAAUUGAGCAGUCAUGUGGAGUCUCUAAUGCCCUUUUCGCCAAAGGAGCAAGAAGGAAGAGGAUCGGUUUCGGGAAGUAGAUCAAUGCAUCUGUUCUGGAUCGGGAUGCCGGUUCUGAUAAACGGGAUGCUGAAUACGGAAGAGAAGAAGGUGAAGAUGAGUGAUACGGUGUGGCAUGAGUAUGAUAGAUCACUUGGGGAGAGUAAGAUCUUGCGGCAAAUGGGUGGUCCGCUUAUCUUGCUUGAUAUUCAGUCCUUUACUUGGAACUGUGGACCGCAAUGUACAAUCGAUGGAAUGCAUUAUGACUCUGCGGUCUAUGAUGCCGCUGUUCAUGUCAUGCUCAACGCAUUGCUUAUCGAAUCUCAUCAAACUUUAUGACUUCUUGAGGCAGGUUUUUUUUUUUUUUUCUUUCGUUUUUCUUGUUUGGAGUUUUUCUUGUAGAGUUUUAAGGACAAGUGGGAUGUGCAUAGGAUUUUUUACAACACACGGUGAUCCUUUUUGGUCUAAAUGAUCUUUCACAUUGGAAGUAACUGAACUUACAUUCUUGGCUAUAUAGGUUUAAUAUCUUUUGACAUUGAAGUUAUAACUUUUGGGGAGUUAUCUGAUUAUUGUUAUAUCACAAUACACUUUUGCUUUCCCCUCAUGGUUUACCUCUGGCUUCUAUUACAAAAACUGGAACACGGUGGGAUGGUCAAAAACCCGUAAGACGCAAUGCUCAUCAUUAGCCUUUAAGCAUUCGAAGGGAAGCUUUCCAUCCUUAGUAA